AUGAUACCCCUCCAUGGCCGGCCGCCGCGCCGCAUUCUCUUCCUCGACGCCUACGACUCCUUCACCAACAACAUCGUCUCGCUGCUGAAGGAUGCCCUCGGCCGCAGCGUCCAGGUCCACGUCCUGCACAUGGACCUCCGCACCCUCGACACGGACCCGGAGCCGGACUGGACGGCCGACCAGUUCCUCGACCGCCUGUCAGCCUUUGACGCCGUCGUCUGCGGUCCCGGUCCGGGAUCGCCUCUCCACGACGCCGACGUGGGUGCCUUCAAGCUGCUCUGGAAUCUGCCGCCCGACAAGGUCGUCCCCGUCCUCGGCAUCUGCCUUGGCUUCCAGAGCCUCGUCGCCCAUUUCGGCGGCCGCAUUCGGAGGUUGCGUAGGGGCCUGCACGGCAUGGUCAGGGAGAUUGACCACCUUCGGGAGCCAGCCGGCGACAUCUUCGACGGUGUGCCGCCUUUCAGCGCCACGCUGUAUCACAGUCUCUGCGCCGACGUUGGCCAGGAUGCCAUUCCCGCCGACGCCUGGCCUCGGUGCCGGUGGGACCCUCCUUCCGUCGCCCCUGACCUCAUGCCGCUGGCCUGGACGCUCGAGGGAAGCGAGGAGGACGGCGCGGAGGAACGCAUCCUCAUGGCGGUUCGCCACGCGACCCUGCCGCUCUGGGGGGUUCAGUACCAUCCCGAGUCGGUCUGCACCGAUCCUGCGGCCCACGCCGUCAUCGAGAACUGGUUUCGUCAGGCGCUCCAGUGGAACGACGUGGCGAGGAGAGCCGUCGACCGGACCGUCGUCUACGCCGACAGCCUCGACCCGUCCAACCACACGCUUCCGGGCCUGCGCUCGACCGAAAGCCUCCAAGAUUUCCGUUGGUGGCAGGAUAUGCAGUCAGGUCUGGCGAGGGAAGCCGUUGCGGCCGGAUACGCCUGCAGGCGGAUCGAGCUGCCCGACGCCGUCGACACCGCCGACGUCGCCGAGCUUCUCGGCCUCGGCCGCUCCGACACCAUCAUUCUCGACUCGUCGAGCACCGUCAACGGCGACCCCCUGGCCCGAAACUCCAUCUUGGCCCUCGACCUCGCCGAGGCACUCCGGUUGGAGUACACGGUUGGGGACGAAUACGUCACCCUGCGACGGCCGCCGACGUCGACGCGCAAGGAAGAGAGUCAACGGAUUUGGCUCUGCGACCGGCCCCGCGACCGAGGCCACGAUCCAUGGACGCCCUGGCACGUCGUUUCCGAGUUUUGGCGCCAACGGCAGACGCCCCAGGAGGGCCUCCAGAUCCAGUCGCCCACCUUCACCGGCGGCUUCCUCGGCUUCGUCACCUACGAGAUGGGCCUGAGCACGCUGAGCGCCGGCCUCGUAUCGGACGAAAGGGGACACCGCCGGCCCGACAUCUGCAUGGCCUGGGUCUCCAAGAGCGUUGUGCUGGAUCACAAGGCUGGCCUGGCGUACAUUCAGGCUCUGACGACCAAGGAGUCGGAUGAUUCUUGGAUCGCCCACGUCGUCGACCUUCUCGAGAAGUCGCCCGUCUGGCAAGGUGCAGACGGCCUGAACGGAACGGCACCCAGCAGCAAAUACUCCCACGAGGCGUUGCUGCAGCACGCCGGCAAACCGGGCGGCAGGAUGCACUUUGACAUCCCCAACCCGAAAAAGUACGAGCGCAAUGUGAGCCGGUGCCAGGAUGCAAUUCGAGAUGGCGAGUCGUACGAGCUGUGCUUUACGACACAGACGACCAUGACGCGACCGGUCGGGGACGACACUCCGCGCCACAUCUGUCGACGGGACGGCGCCGACAAUGGCAUCCAUUCGACGAAGCGGCGCCCGUUGGGGGGGGAGCACGGCACGCCGUGGCAGAUAUUCCGCACCCUCCGCGCGCGCCAGCCAGCCCCGUUCGGCUCCUUCAUCCGCCUCGGCGGCGCCACCGUCAUCAGCUCCUCGCCCGAGCGCUUCCUCACCCACGACGCCCGCGGCCUCUGCUCGAUGCGACCGAUGAAGGGUACCGUUCGCAAGUCGACAGCCGUCUCGACCCUCGCCGAGGCCGAGGCCAUCCUGCACGUGCCGAAGGAGGAGGCCGAGAACCUGAUGAUUGUCGAUCUCGUCCGCCACGACCUCUACGGCGUCUGCGGCGCCGGCAGCGUCACCGUCCCGGACCUGCUGCGCGUCGAGGAGUACGCGACCGUGUUCCAGAUGGUGACGGCCGUCGACGGCCAGCUCCCGGCCGCGCGCCUCGCCUCCGGCACGGACCCUUCGGGCGGAGCCUUCCCCUUCACCGGCGUCGACGUGCUCGCCGCCGCGCUGCCGCCCGGGAGCAUGACGGGCGCGCCCAAGAAGCGCAGCUGCGAAAUCCUGCGCCACCUCGAGCCGGUCGAGCGGAGCGUCUACGCCGGCGUCGUCGGCUACCUCAGCGCCGGCGGUCGCGCCGACUGGAGCGUCACCAUCCGAACCCUCUUCCGCUGGGACGACGAGACGCUGGCGCCGGCCGAGGGCGAGGCGCGCCCGCGCGAGGUGUGGCGCAUCGGUGCCGGCGGUGCCGUCACGACGCUAAGCACGCCCGAGGGGGAGAGGGAGGAGAUGUUCACCAAGCUCUGCGGGCCGUUGGGUGUCUUCAUGGACGCCGCGUAG
Molecule: messenger RNA, 2613 nt
Organism: Drechmeria coniospora
Lineage: Eukaryota; Fungi; Ascomycota; Sordariomycetes; Hypocreales; Ophiocordycipitaceae
Product: aminodeoxychorismate synthase
Exons: 1
Coding region: 1-2613 (870 amino acids)
Biological process (GO): L-tryptophan biosynthetic process
Source: RefSeq, a predicted model, not a curated record